Messenger RNA from Carassius carassius (crucian carp), 1528 nucleotides. RefSeq lists its product as uncharacterized. The record is from RefSeq and is a predicted model, not a curated record. The transcript is spliced from 2 exons. The coding region runs from base 773 to 1408 and encodes 211 amino acids. Lineage: Eukaryota; Metazoa; Chordata; Actinopteri; Cypriniformes; Cyprinidae.
CCACGAUGACUAAUAUGUGUUCGUGUCCCCUGGCGGACUUUGGCAGCGGCCCUACGAGGUCCAUUCCUAUCCGCUCAAAGGGCACCUCAAUGAUUGGCAGUGGGAUUAGUGGAGCUGGGGGAGAAGUUUGUGGCGACGUCCGGCCAAUGGAACCUGUCUCGGAUUCGUUGAGUGGUGUUCUGCGCCGCUAGGUGGCCCACCAUAGGAUGGGAAUGGGCGAGCUCGACAAUUGUCUGGGUCCUUGAGCGUGGGACCACCAACAGCUUUACCUCCUCCCCUCUUCGCUGCGCGACACAGUACAGCAGGCCAUUCUGGACCACGAAGUGUGGGGUUGGGUGUGGUGGUGGUUGGACCUCUUUCCCCUCAACCACUCUCACCUGCUUCCAGCAGUGCUUCAGCCGAUCGUCCCCGAGCUGCUCCUUCAUAAAACUUCCCCCACCCCGAACCUACUGGAACACAUCAUAGAAAAGUUUAGAACUUUGGGGGGGGGGGGGGGGGGGGCUCACCAUCUCGGCCACUGUCCGAAGUCAGGAGGACAGGGCGCCAUCGGGGACCUCGGCUGAAGUUCUUCAUCUUCUGGCGGUUCCCAGCAGGGCUGGCAGGCUGGGUGACUUGGGUGAGCAGUUGGUCGAAGCCUGGCCAGUCUCUUCCCAGCAGGACGGGCACGGGCAGGUCCCUGACUACUUCCACUUCCAGUGGCCAGGUGCCGGUCCUCGUGGAGAGAGUCACCCGCGGGGUGGGUACGUUCUGGGUGUCCCCAUGGACGCAGGUGAUGGAGAGGCGGGCUUUGGUUCCCACCAGUGGGGGAAACAGGGAGGACUGGACCAGGCUUACCGCACUUACAGAGUCCAGUAGGGCUGUAUACAGACGGCUGUUAAUGAAAACCUUGGUCUGGGGCGCCUCUCGUGGUGGCUCCAAAUGGACGGCACAGCCUGCCAGCCAGGCGCGAUUGGGAGAGGGUGGUGGUUCCAUUGGCAUUGGCUCAUCCUGCAUGCAGGGAACCGCCGACCUGCUGGCUGUGCGCUGGGUGUCCUCUGGCAUGCGUCGCUCCUGGUACACCCUCCGGGGAAAUGGCGGUGCUCACUCCCCAGCCUCUCGUCACAUCGUCAUCUCUGCUAGCUCAACGGCCUCGAUGAGCUCUCCCAUGGUGUGUGGAUUCCUCAUCCCGGCCGCCUGCCGAAGGGGCCGUGGCAGGGCAUACAAAUACCGGUCCACGACGACGCAUUCGGCCACUUGGGCGGUGCUGGGGCUCCCGGCGAGCAACCAGUGCUGGGCGAGUCGGUUGAUUUCGGCGGCUUGGGCGCGGGCUGGCAACCGACUGUUAUACUCCCAGGCUCGGAACAAUUGGGCCGUGAUGAUGGGAGACAAACCCACGCACGCCAGAAUUUCCUUCCGUAGUUCAUCAUAGGAUUCAUUUUGGCGCGCUGGCAUGGAAAAGUAGGCCUGCUGGGGUUCCCCGGUUAGCAACGGUGCCAGUAUCCACGCACACUCUUCGCGGGGCCAGUCCUCUCGAGCGGCGAUGGACUCG